AUGGCUGAAAACCCCCACAAUAUUCUGCACUUACAGUCGGACGAUGGGACAUUUAUUGAAGGAGUAAGCAAUCAAGUGAUUGUUGCAGUUGUACUAAGUCUGAGCUUUGUAGCUAUACUCAUCUAUUUUUCUCUUAAGAAAUGAGCAGCAAAAUAUCCACCCUGAAAACCAAGAAAGGGUGAGAGCCAUCAGAGAGCAGCUACAAAAUGAACAAGAAACAGCAAUCCAUGAGCGGCAUCAGUUUUACUCAGACAUGUCUUGUCCAGUCUGUUUACAACAGGCCACGUUUCCAGUGGAAACAAACUGUGGACAUCUUUUCUGUGGUCCAUGCAUCAUUGCAUAUUGGAGGUAUGGAUCAUGGCUUGGUGCUAUUAGCUGUCCCAUUUGCCGUCAAACGGUAACGUUGCUAUUUCCGAUGUUUCAAGUCACUGAACAGCAAGAUGUGCAAGAGAUAUUUCAGGAAGUUAACAGUUAUAAUAGAAGAUUUUCGGGACAGCCUCGUUCUCUUCUAGAAAGGAUCAUGGAUCUGCCUACCUUGUUACGCCACGCAUUUCGAGAGAUGUUUUCAGUGGGUGGUCUCUUCUGGAUGUUCCGAAUCAGAAUUGUUCUCUGUCUGCUGGGAGCCUUUUUCUAUCUUGUGUCACCACUGGACAUUAUUCCUGAAGCUCUCUUUGGUAUUCUAGGUUUC
Messenger RNA from Staurois parvus, 688 nucleotides. The record is from the annotation of a GenBank genome assembly. Lineage: Eukaryota; Metazoa; Chordata; Amphibia; Anura; Ranidae.